GAGGAAAGAGGCGGUGGCGCAUGCGCAGUGCGGGGAAGGGGCUGCCUAAGGGGGAGGGGCGCGUCCGCCGGAGCGACGGAAAGCGAGCGAAGCGGUGGCGGACCGGAGCGCGAUGGAGGCGCGGGGGGAACCCCAGUCGCCGUCAGCGGACAGGAUGAGCCAAGGGGACUCGAACCCAGCAGCGGUGCCACACGCGGCGGAAGACGUCCAGGGAGACGACAGGUGGAUGUCGCAGCAUAACCGAUUUGUCUUGGACUGCAAGGACAAGGAGCCUGAUGUGCUGUUUGUGGGAGACUCCAUGGUGCAGUUGCUACAGCAGUAUGAGAUAUGGCGAGAACUCUUUUCACCUUUGCACGCACUGAAUUUUGGAAUUGGUGGGGACACAACGGGGCACGUUUUGUGGAGACUGAAGAAUGGUGAACUGGAGAAUAUUAAGCCCAAGGUCAUUGUUGUUUGGGUGGGAACAAAUAACCACAGUAACACAGCGGAAGAAGUCACUGGUGGAGUAGAGGCCAUUGUCAGGCUGAUCAAUACGCUGCAGCCCCAGGCCAAGAUCAUUGUGCUGGGCCUGCUGCCACGCGGUGAGAAACCAAACCCCCUGCGGCAGAAGAAUGCCAAGGUGAACCUGCUCCUGAAAACCUUGCUGCCCAAACUCACCAACGUCCAGCUGCUGGAUGUGGAUGCGGGCUUCGUUCACUCAGAUGGCACCAUCUCCUGCCACGACAUGUUUGAUUUCCUGCACCUAACGGGGCCUGGCUAUGCCAAGAUCUGCAAACCCCUCCAUGAACUGAUCAUGCAGCUGCUGGAGGAGACCCCUGAAGAAAAGCAGGCAACCCUAGCCUGACCCCCGCAGUGUUGGCGGCACCCAGCUCCAUCAGCACAAUCCUCCUUCCCCAGGCACUACAGAAUCCUCCGUACUCCAAGCGCUUUCCAUUCUCGAAUCUUACUGGAUCUUGUGUUUAGCACUGGCAAGGGGAAGGGAGGGGGGCUGGCAAGGCAGAAGGUGGGGCAGCCAGUCAGAGAGAGCCGCCUGGGUGGGUGGUCUUAGUUGCAGGAAAAGGAUGUUGUUGUUGUUGUUGUUUUACUUUUAAAGUUAUUUUUCUUGUUUACAGCCCAAACGCACCUGCCCUCCUCCCUCGCUCCUGUCCAGCUAUCACUCUGCUGGUCCUCCAUUCUCCAGGCUGCACUCACAUUCCACUCCCUGAACUGAAAAGUAGCUGCUUUUUUCAAAGAUGGAAUUGUUUGGAGAGGUUUUUAUACUUUAUUGGGGUUGAGGUUUUGUUUUGUUUUUUGUUUUAAGUGAUACUAGCUGCUUUCUGGCUUUUGGCAGAAACACACACACAUACAUACAGGCACACCAGGAUGCAGCUACAUGCAACCAUUUCUGAUCUGUGAAAAAUUACAUCUUAAGCAAGGGAAGUCAUUUAACACUGCCUGCUUUUUGUCUCUCUAGCAUCAUGAAUGUCACUGCCUUGCUGGGAUGUGGGAGGGGAGGGGGCUGUCCACUUAAGCAUCCUGGUAGACUCUGCCUCCCCAACCCACCCACCCACCCCCCACCCCCAUGGUUGUGUGCCCAGCUUUUCAAAGUCUACAGCGAGCCAUUCCCACCAGGCUAAAACUGACACCUCUGCUCACUGUACUGUCUGGUGCUGUGGAAUGCUUUUUGGAGCUGCUUGUGUACUUUUUAUUUUAGAAGAAGCAAAUGACUGUUACUUCCCCUCCCCUUCCCCCAUAAAAUUAUCAUCUACAUUCA
Messenger RNA from Sceloporus undulatus (fence lizard), 1753 nucleotides. It is a transcript of the gene PAFAH1B2, whose product is annotated as platelet activating factor acetylhydrolase 1b catalytic subunit 2. The transcript has 6 exons. The record is from RefSeq and is a predicted model, not a curated record. Lineage: Eukaryota; Metazoa; Chordata; Lepidosauria; Squamata; Phrynosomatidae. Bases 113 to 844 code for a protein of 243 amino acids.